UUGUGUCGUUCUCCCACCGGGAGACCACGAGAAAGAAACAGCUUUGCCAUGGAGAUACAGUACGCGCUAUGCAACAAAGACUUGAAACGUCACACGGGCUAGUUUUAACUAUAGCCAAAGCCACCCCCGUGUGACAAAGGGGGACGAAGACGACGAGUUGGAAACGAGGAAAGCUCGACUCCAUUUGUGUGGUGUCUGGCUUCAAGCCAGGAAAGAGAUUGAGAAAGGGGGUGGGGGGGAAAAACUAUGACGGGGCUGCCGAGGGACGUCACAAGAUGGCUGCAAGGCCUCGAACUGACCGUCCAACUAAUGAACGUACGCAGGGACUUUGCCAGUGGCUACCAUGUGGCUGAAAUGUUUUCCCGUUAUUAUCCAAGGGAUUUUGAAAUGCAUUCAUACAGCAAGGGAGCAUCGUUCUCUGCCAAGCAGGACAACUGGAACAAGAUACGCCGGACACUGCAGAAGUUGCGUCUGCACCUGACUGAGAAGUUGGUCUACGGGACUAUCCACUGUAAACCCGGAGCUGCUGAGUUGCUGGUGCAGCAGGUGUACUCUGUCCUGACCAAACACAGGCCUCGAACAGCUCAAAGCCCAGAGUUGGAUUUCUCUGACCAGAAGUACCAGCAGCUCCUCCCUCCGGUGGCUCGCUCCACUGCCACCUCGGCCGUGAAGAGCAACCUGAGAAAGAGUGAGAUCAUGGCCCUGCCUGACAUCCUCACCAACGGGAGGAGGGCUGAGGCCAUCAUCGGCAAGCACCUGCAGGACAAGAUUGCGGAUAGGACGGCGACGGACUGCGGGCGUUCAAACCUGGUGAGGUCAAGACUCAAACAGACGACUGGGCAAAACCUGGGUCGAGAUGAAAAGCACUCUCCUGAGAUGUGCCUCCAAUCACCACUCAGUGGUGCUGUUGUCUCGUACAAGACCAUCAAAGUGAACCAGCCUGCCAGAAGACUUCCACAAAGCUGUUAAAUCAAACAUGUGCCCGAACCAACCCCCACAAAAGAGAAAAACAAUUCAAAAGUUCAAAAGUGUCGUACAUUAGCUGUGACAUGCUCUUCUCCAAGUGCCCCCAAGGAUUUAUAAUUAUAGUACACUUUGCAGUAUUUCAGCUUCAAAUUGUUUAUUCCCACUCUGUUUAAAUUGACUGUCAAACUAAAUAGAAAACAAAGAGUGACACAUUUCUUUCUAACAUCCAUGUAGCUAAACGUUCAGUCGGCUAGCAUAAUGCUAACAUCGGCAAUGAUUACUCUUGAUGUGGCUAUUUAUAUAGCUUUAAGCAAUGGAUUCUUGAAGAUGAACAGUGUAGUAACAUGUAGACAGACAAUGUAAUACAGGUACUACCCACAGAAAUA
Hippocampus comes (tiger tail seahorse) is the source of this 1352-nucleotide messenger RNA. RefSeq names its product spermatogenesis associated 4 (gene spata4). NCBI's taxonomy places the organism in Eukaryota, Metazoa, Chordata, Actinopteri, Syngnathiformes, Syngnathidae. The transcript is spliced from 6 exons. Gene Ontology annotation, biological process: regulation of cytoskeleton organization. The coding region runs from base 247 to 969 and encodes 240 amino acids. The record is from RefSeq and is a predicted model, not a curated record. Gene Ontology annotation, molecular function: microtubule binding. Gene Ontology annotation, cellular component: axoneme.